This is a messenger RNA of Necator americanus (New World hookworm), 687 nucleotides long. RefSeq lists its product as uncharacterized. The record is from RefSeq and is a predicted model, not a curated record. Bases 1 to 687 code for a protein of 228 amino acids. The transcript is spliced from 6 exons. NCBI's taxonomy places the organism in Eukaryota, Metazoa, Nematoda, Chromadorea, Rhabditida, Ancylostomatidae.
AUGUUGGUUGCGCCAAGAAUAAUUUCUAAAGAUAUGCGUAUAAUGGUUGUUUAUCUGGGACCUAUUCAACAUCUUGGUCCAUUUUGGUCUUAUUUUAUGCUUAUAGUUCUACUGCAUUUUGCUGUGAACUCGUUCGUCUCUAUUAUGCUUUCCAUGGUGUUCAGAUGGUUGUGCUUACGUAGUUUGCGUUUUCCUACAGAAGCUGCUGUUGCAAUGUGUCUCAUUGGAUACGUGAUGCCGUUUUCUAUGGUGGUAUUCGCGCCUUACAUAUCAGUGGUCAGCGAUGCAGAAACAAACGACAAAUAUGUGAAUUAUACAAUCCCAGACCUUCACAAAUACACAACUGCUGUUGGAACUGAAGUGGCACAGGCAUUAACUGUCCAAUCGAUUGUGCCAUUAGUUAGUCAAUUCCCGGCUUCGUCAAUGUUUGUGCUGGCUCAGAUCGGACUUAUCUCUUCCUACACCUACAGCUACAUUAUCAUUCCAUGUUUAAGUAUAAGUUCGUUUGUCGAUCCCAUUGUCACAAUUCACUACGUGGUCCCGUUCCGAAUUUAUAUUCGAAGGACUCUCGGUAUGACUGUAGAGGUGAUCAGCACAGCUGGAGCAACACCAACCCAUGGUGUAUGGCGAGGAAGCGGUUACAGGAGCACAGAUGGUGUUAUAAAAUCACGAUCUAGUCUGUUUUGA